This is a messenger RNA of Nicotiana attenuata, 2165 nucleotides long. RefSeq names its product flap endonuclease GEN-like 2. NCBI's taxonomy places the organism in Eukaryota, Viridiplantae, Streptophyta, Magnoliopsida, Solanales, Solanaceae. The record is from RefSeq and is a predicted model, not a curated record. The transcript has 14 exons. The coding region runs from base 113 to 1903 and encodes 596 amino acids. Gene Ontology annotation, molecular function: 5'-flap endonuclease activity.
UAUAAAUUGUGGAAGCAGUCGAAAUAAUAAUACAAAUACAAAUCAAAAUUCAAAAACAACGGUUAUUAUAAACCCCAGAUACCAAAGAACUGUAUAGGACGGGAACAGAAGGAUGGGCGUAAAGAACCUUUGGGACAUCUUAGAAUCUUGCAAGAAAACUCUUCCUCUUCAUCAUCUCCAGAACAAGAGGGUAUGUAUAGAUCUUUCUUGCUGGAUAGUUCAACUUCAAAAUGUCAACAAAUCCCACUGUGCCAUCAAAGACAAGCUUUAUCUCAGGGGUCUCUUCCACCGCCUUAGAGCUCUCAUUGCUUUGAAUUGUAGCCUCAUCUUUGUCACCGAUGGAGCCAUUCCUGCUAUCAAAUCAUCUACUUAUAGAAGGCGACUAAAUCCUGGAAAUGUGCUCACUCAAGAUGAGGCGAUUAAACCGUCAUCAAUACGAAGAAACGCAGGAUCUGAAUUUUCACGCAUGAUAAAGGAGGCCAAAGUUCUUGGAAAUGCACUUGGAAUUCCGUGCUUAGAUGGGAUUGAGGAGGCUGAAGCUCAAUGCGCACUAUUAAACUAUGAAUCGUUCUGUGAUGGAUGUUUCACAUCAGAUUCUGAUGCCUUCCUAUUUGGGGCAAGGACAGUGUAUAGAGAUAUUUCCCUUGGGGAAGGUGGGUAUCUUGUUUGCUAUGAAAUGGAUGAUAUUGAAAGAAAGCUUGGACUUGGAAGGAACUCCUUGAUAACGCUGGCUGUUAUUCUUGGUGGUGAUUACUCUGAAGGAGUUUAUGGGCUUGGUCGGGAGUCAGCUUGUCAGCUUGUUAAAUCAAUUGGUGAUAGUGCUGUUCUUCAAUGGAUUGCAUCAGAAUUUUCCUUCGUAAAGAAGCAAAAAGGUUCUAAGAAAAAGAUUGAAGAUGACAAAUGCAAUGGUAGAGAAAAUGCUGCAGAAUAUAAAAAUCCUAAUGGAAGCAAAUGCCCUUCACAAAUGAAAAGUCAGACGUUGCAAGUAUUAAAUGCAUAUCUAAAACCAAAGUGCCAUUCAGCGGAGUCUGAUGCUGUACAACGGAUUCUUGCAUUGUAUCCAUUUAGCCGCAGCCAGCUUCAGCAAAUAUGCACUGAAUUUCUUGAUUGGCCUCCUGAGAAGACAGACGAGUAUAUCCUUCCUAAGAUUGCUGAAAGGGAACUGCGGAGAUUCGCCAACUUGCGGUCCACUGCAUCACAAGUGGGAGUCCAGCUUCCAUUAGAUGAGAUGCCAAUAAAGUGUCCUUUAUCUCGAAUUAUAAAGCCGAGGAAAGUUCAAGGAGUAGAUUGCUUUGAGGUAUCUUGGGAAGAAAUGGAUGGACUUGAAACCUCUAUAGUACCAGCUGAUCUCGUUCAGAGGGCUUGUCCGGAAAGGAUUUUGGAGUUCCAGGAAAGACGAGCUCAAGGAAAGAAAAGAAAUAAUACUAGAUCAAGAAGACAGAGACUAGAGAAAACGCCACCAUUGGGUCAGAUUGAUCAAAAACUCCAAGACCUCUUGCUUGAGGUUGAUCGAGAAAGCUCUGCCGCUGACGAUGCCACUGUUUUAUGUGGAUCAGUAUCGGAGGAUGAUGAAAACUUUGCUCAAAUUCAUGUAGACUCUAGCAUACAGACGCAUAGUACGUGGAAUAGCAACAGUGUCAAGAAGGGUUUUGCUUCUGGGAGCGCCAUUUGCCAAGAGGACGACAUUUUACCAGCUUUGUCUAAAGCUGAAGUAAUUGAUCUCACAAGUCCUCCACCGGUGCGGCAUGCUUCUUGGAAAUCCAAACACCAAGAGGACAACGUUCAAUGCAUUGAUGUAGUUGAGCUUAGUGAUUCAGAAAAUGAUAUGUUUUCCCCUGAACAUAUAAGAAGAGCCAGAGAACUGAGAAUGUUCCUUGCGGGAAUUAAGGACAACCUAUACUGAAAGUGAACGUGGAUAUUUCUUCGGCGUAAUGGGUGUGUAUAUGUAUAUUUUAUUCUAAUGUUUAUCAUAAGUUUGCCCAUCUCUGGCAAAUGCUCGUAUGCUAUCAACUUGUCGCAAUAUCGUUUCUUGGUUUGCUCUCCUAGACGAGCAACCUGUUGUAGCCUUAGAAUACCAGCCAGCAUGUUGAAUGUACACACACACUCUCUCUCUCUCUUGUAAAUUUUUUAACCGAAAAGAAAACGAAACCCCUUUCUUCCUUCAA